UUACUUUAUAUUUCUGAAAUUUAUUUUUUGAAUUUUAUACUUAAAUGCUUCCUUGACGUCUUUUUCAAACGAAACUAGUUUUUCUUCUGCAUGGUGAGAAAAGUUUUCAUUUGAACGUUGUAAGUUUUGUAUAUUUUUUUCCCGCCAAAAUGUUUUUCAAGACAAAACCUCUUUUCGGGCUCAAGUUUCGAACGAGUAUGUAGAUAUCUAAAAUUCUUUUUGUUUUUUGGUUUUGUUGUAAAUCUACAUUAUGGUCGACAUACGAUCGAUUACCGCUCAGCAUUUCGACGCUAUUAAUUUCAGUGAAUUAAGUGAGGAUUGGAUAGACGAAGUGACAGAAGGUGAAUAUACUGAUGCUGAUGAGAAUAGCAUAAGUACAAAUGUAUUAUUUAUUCGGGAUGCAGCUUCUUGUCUGGAUGAUGUGGCAAAUGUAUGUGACGCUUGGUGCAAAUUUCUUGAUGGAGAGACAAAUUCAAAUGAUAUUUCUGGUUGUGAAGAGUUCACAUUAUGGAAUGUAUUGGAAGAAAUGAAUAUCAACAUACGGCAAGUUUUGGGCUUGGUAUACUUGCUGUGCUAUAAAGCUUCAAAGCCUGAUUCUUCUAUCGAAGAUAAGGAGCUAGGCCUGAAAUGUACAAAGUUUUAUUUCAAUUUAUUGAAAGUGCCUGGCAGUGCAGCAUAUUCUGUUUAUCACCCAAAUUUGUUGUCUCUUUGCAUAAACUGUUUUUGUGUACCAGAAAUUCCUGUUGAAAAUAAAAUAACGUCAGAAUGGAAAGAAAUUGGAGACAUUUUACCAGCGUAUACGUCUGCUAUUGAAUCAUUAAUUCCUCUAUUAAAUACACUUCACCUUGGCAAUGAUUCAAAUAUAAUUGAAAAUAUAGUCUUAAAACUUAGUGAUUUGACUUCUUUCGAAUCAUCCUCAUCCAUUGAUUUUGAGUCUUUAUUUCUCAAGACAGGUACAAAAAAAAGAAGAAAUUCAUGGUCAUACCUAGUUGCAUCUCUAGCUUACCAAGCACUUACUUCAUUAACAAAAACUGAUCUGAAUGGUGAUAUUCAUGACAAUUAUUCACUCAUCUUGGCAUGUUUAAGAAAGCACAUUUUGUGCUCAAAGGCUAAGAAAGCGUCUAGUAUACCACAUAAGUUUCUUGUCGUCAAAGAUAAUGCUGUAUCAUACAUGCUUUUCAAUUUAGAACAGGAUCAGCCUUUGUAUUCUGGAGAAACCUUAGUAGCUUUGAAACGACUCUGUCUUACAGUUUGUGACAAAACAGACUUUCGCUCCAUUGUUGCUCAAUCCGUUUUGAAAUUGAUGGUUCUUUUACUCAGUAAGGAUUUUGUGGACUUCAUCCAAUGGUUACUUCAACUAUCUGAUUCGAAUGACCUUAAGGAUAGGAUAUUUGCACUUGAUAUUUUAAGCGAAAUACUCGUUCAGAAGCCUAAAAUAGACCCUGGGAGUCUUGAUGAACCAUUGAAAACAUAUUUAACAGAAAUGCCAAUAAUUUUCCAAGUAUUAACAAGGUGUGAUGAUACUUCAGCAGCUGUUAGGACUAAAGCUCUUGCUGUUUUGUCUCAAAACAUGGAUUGUAUAUUAAAGUUUUUCGAUAAGUUUAGAGAUGAACAAUGGGAGCCUGAAGAGUUUGAAGAAGUGUCUGCAGUGAAUGGUAUUGAUCGUAGUUUCUGGUACAAUAUAUCUUCUCACCGGGAGAGAUUAAACGAAAUUGCAUCUAUACUUAUUCGAAGAAAUGAUGAUAGCAAUGUGCAUACAAGGAAAGCUGCUCUUCAAGCUUUGGAAAGUCUUAUUUCUUUUGAUAACACAUAUUUAAAUGAAGAGAACUUGAAGUUGUUUACUAGUGCCUUAUCUGAUAAGAAUAUUGUUGUUCGAAAGCAAAUGAUUCAGUCCAUCACUGCUGUGCUAGAUUCCUUUCCUACCAGUUCUUUAGUGCAGGACUGUUGGCUUAAAAGCAUUCUUCCUUUGGUUCAGGAUCCAGAGAAUACUGUUCAGGUGAAAGCUUUUUCAGUCAUAGAAGACUAUUUCCUAUGUAAAAUUUUUUCAAACACAGAAUCUGAGAUGCAGUGUGCUCUUGAUUUAUUGAAGAAGCUCACAGGAGGAAUAUUUUUGGCUUAUCAAAACUACGUACAGAAAUCUUUUGCGUCAUGGAAAGCUGAAAAGAAAUUAAGACCACAGCUAAUUAUGCAGUUAGAAAAGCAUUUAGGUAGUGAAAAUGAAGAAAUUAUUUGGUUUUACAUUUCCAUGUUUGCUGCUUACUCAGAUAUUCCUUCAAGAAUGCUAAAUCUUGUGGUUGAAGUGUUUUGCAAAAAUCAUGAGUCAAUGACAUUCCUUUCAUCAAUGGAGUAUAUUAUCAAAAUCUUGGACCAAGUUUCGAAAAAAUUGCCAGCUGAGACAUUGAAAAAGUUACAAGGUAUGUUUCAGAAGUCACUGACUGAAUUUUCUGUUCCUGUUGAUUUUGUACCUUUGUAUAUCAAUAGCUUAAGGCAAAUUAAUAAAAGCUUGAACGAAGAGGAUGAACUACAAAAAUUAGCUGAUGAAGUUGUUAAGAAAUCUAUAGAAUCAUUAUCUUGUGCAGUGUUUAGGAAAUCCUCCUGUCAGAAAUUAACUGAAGAUGUCAUGGCAAGGAAAUUAUGUCUGAUUGUAGAAAUGUGCCAUUUUUAUCCUUCAUAUAUUACAGAAAAUCUCCUUUUAAUUUUAAAAGCAUUUGUGUCAUCAAGACUUACUAAAGCAAACAAUCAGUUGCCUAGCAUAAGCCCUACUUUACAGAGCCAUGCAUUUGCAGCUUUAGGUAAACUGUGUCUUCAAGAAGAAAGCUUAGCAAAGGAACUCCUUCCUGCUCUUGCAAAAGAGAUGCUGACUUCGGAGCAUGGAGUAAUUAGGAGUGCUGUAGUUGUCAUCAUGAUUGAAAUGUGUAAACGAUAUACUUCCUAUGCUGAUAAAUAUAUUCCACUUAUAUGCCUGUGUUUCAAAGACUCGCUCUUCAUUGUUCGUUUCCAAGCUGCUACAAUGAUUAUAAAUCUUUUGCAGGAAGAUUACAUUAAGUGGAAAAGUCCUUUGUUCUUCUGUUUAUUGUCUACGAUUCUUGAUAAGAAGGAAGCUGUACAAGAACUUGGAAAGUAUUGCUUGUGUGAUCUCCUAACCAAAAAACAGCCAACACUCUUUUAUGAUCGUUUUCCCGAAAGUAUUUUUGUAUUCAAUUGCUUUAAGCCUCAGAAUAACAAGAAUAUAUCUAGCUUAGUCAAGCAUCUAGAAAAGUUUGCUCUUAAGGGUCCCACUAAUACUGAAAAAAGAAUUACUUUAUAUGCAUUUUUACUUCAAAAUAUACCAUAUCUCAAAAGAUUUUGCUUGAUUCCCUCGAUUGUAUCAAUUUUUGAUAGAAUUGCAGAAGGUGUUUAUCCUUUAAAUGAAGAGACAGAAUCUAUUAUCAGAGAUUGCUUCAUGAUUGUGACCUCUAAAGAACUUGAAUUUCAUUCUCAGAAGGUAACACCUGAAGAUUCUGAAGAAAAAGAAGAAGAUACUGCACCAGAUGAUCUGCAAUUCGUUAAGCUAGUGAUAAUAGAGCCCCUCAUGCCAAGUAUUUUGAAGCUAUAUAAUUGUGUUCACCUUGCAAAGUUAAAAUUAGCUGACGAUAUCAUACCUUUCUUAACUGAAAUUUUGCAAAAUCACAAAUCUGAAGUGAAAGACAUUCUCUCAGAAAACUUUGGAUUACUCAAGGCUGUGGAAAGCCAGUAUAAGAAAGAAUCUAUUCCAGCGCGUCCUUUUAAUAAAGAGGAUCAUGAAGAAGGGGACGGGCAGUGUCAGCAGACACCUCAGCCACGAAUGUCUAUGCGAUCCCAAAACAUGCUUAACGUCAUGCUUAAUGGUGAGGAUAGUUGUGCGAAUGAUUCAAUUAACAAUGCAAAUAGAGAAGUGGGGGACAUGUCACUGCCCUUGAGAAAAUCUCAAAGAGGUAGCAUGCGUCCGAAAAGGAAUGUUGACAAUAUGGAAUGUGAAAAUGCUUCAGAUCCAUCUCCCGGUGAUUCUGAGUCUGCAGAAGUAACUCAAGUUUUAAACGUACCUCCCAUUGAAAAAGAUUCCCAAGUGGCAUCCACCCCUAGACUGAAAGCCUCUAGCAUACCUUUCUCGAGUACACCUCGAGUUGUUUUAAAACCACUUAAGCUCCCACGAUUGCAGAAUCUUAGCCUCAUUCAACCGUGUGACGAGGAAGAUGAAGACUAAAACUUUUAGACUUCUUUAUAAAUUUGAAAUAUAAAUACUUUCUUUCUUAAUGUCAUUCUUUUGGUGUCUGAAUGAAGCCAAGAUUAUGCCCAAUAAUAAACUAACAACAUUAAUUGUUUAUUUAUUUUUCUAUAUUUGUUAGCUAAAUUGUUACUGAAUGUUUUGGAAAACAAUAAAUUAUCCAGUACAU
Molecule: messenger RNA, 4412 nt
Organism: Uloborus diversus
Lineage: Eukaryota; Metazoa; Arthropoda; Arachnida; Araneae; Uloboridae
Product: condensin-2 complex subunit D3-like
Exons: 6
Coding region: 251-4222 (1323 amino acids)
Biological process (GO): mitotic chromosome condensation; meiotic chromosome condensation
Cellular component (GO): condensed chromosome, centromeric region
Molecular function (GO): histone binding
Source: RefSeq, a predicted model, not a curated record